This is a messenger RNA of Sycon ciliatum, 1216 nucleotides long. Its product is annotated as trafficking protein particle complex subunit 6b-like. Gene Ontology annotation, cellular component: cis-Golgi network; TRAPP complex; trans-Golgi network. Gene Ontology annotation, biological process: regulation of GTPase activity; endoplasmic reticulum to Golgi vesicle-mediated transport. Lineage: Eukaryota; Metazoa; Porifera; Calcarea; Leucosolenida; Sycettidae. The transcript is spliced from 5 exons. The record is from RefSeq and is a predicted model, not a curated record. The coding region runs from base 171 to 653 and encodes 160 amino acids.
UUUUUUUAUAUCAAGUCUCCCAACAAAGCAUACCAAACCAGUUUCCAACUGAUCUCAUUUCAGGGCCAUUUGAUUUGGUUCUGUGAAAGACGACCUUUGCUUCAGCCCAGCAGGCUUUUCUAUUUCAUGAUAUUUCUGCAUAGCACUCUUCUUUAAUAGUCUUAGCAAAAAUGACGACGGAAUCCAGUUCUGUAGACGAUACGUUACUUGAAUUCCUUCACAUGGAGGCAGUAAAGCUGCUGGAAGAAGGAUCGACUGGUGAAGGCAUGAACACGGCCACGACGAAGUUAGACACGAUGGGAUUUCGUGUUGGAAUAGCUCUGGUUGAAAGAUGCUCUGCUGAUACAAUGCGCUUCAAGGACGAGCUUGACAUGAUGCGUUUCUUGUGCAAGGAUUUCUGGCUGGCAACGUUUAUGAAACAGAUCGAUAACUUGAGGACGAAUCACCAGGGUGUGUAUGUCCUGCAAGACUCUCAGUUCCGGUUCCUGACGAAUGUGGCAGAAGGCACUCAGUAUUUGCAGACGGCACAAUCGCUUCUGGCCUUCUCAUGUGGUGUAGUACGUGGAGCACUUUUCAAUUUGGGCCUCACCUGCUCAGUAACGGUCGAAGUGACAAACCUUCCCGUGUGCAAGUUUCACGUUACCGUCAUCUAACUGCCUGCUGCCCUCCGGCUCCUGACUCGCACGCGUGUGCAUGCUUGUAGUGCACAUGGUGUCUGUGUACAUAACCUUUGCUUGUUGUUCCAGCUGUACUGAUCCUGUGUCAGUCAGUGAACUGUCCUCACCUCCUGCUGCUCUACGCUGUCUAUGGUCCAUCUGUACAUACUAUAGAGUUUUAGCUGCUAACUAGGGAGGACCCAUACAUUUGCUGUAAAAAAACUGCUUUCUAUAAUUUCAGGCUUCUGACGCCAAUGUCUGAGAUGGGAAUUAUUUUACCUGUUGUUGACCAAUGUUUUCAAUAUUUUUUGUUGUCUAUUUAUAAGAUCAUGUACAUAGGGUUGUCAGUUAUCACUGUUAUAUGUGUAGGCCUGGGAUGUUCCGGCAUGGAUUAUUCAACCGUUGCACAACCAUUGGCUGAUUCAGUGUCUGUACGUCGCCAUUUCCUGUGCGACUGUGAAUGUAUCAUGCAUGCAGUUUGUCUUUGCUGAGAAUUUUGAAUUUCAAAAUUUGUUUCUGACAUUCAAAGUGGCUCGGCCCAGUGCUGUUUGUCUUUCUUA